GAUAGCUGCGAGGUGGGAAAAUUCAUUCUAUGGUGUCUCUUCAUACUCGAGACAUAAACAUGAUUUUCAGGAGAAGUUUCUAACUUUACGGAGCACACAACCCGACAGACACUCUUCAGUUUUUCAUUAAUCACCAUCACCAACCGAUUAUUUACAAAGGAGCCGUCCUCAGCGUCCCUGAGUGUGGAGGCUGACCGCCCCUCAGUGGGCACAGAAUACAAACCAACCCUUACUGUGACUUUUAUCUGGGGAUCAGCAGCUCACCUAUUUGUGCAGAAUGAAGAUUGCAGUGGAGGGCUGUUGCCAUGGCGAGCUAGACAAGAUCUACGAGACAAUCGGCUAUUUGGAGAAGAAGGAAGGGGUGAAAGUGGACCUGCUGCUCUGCUGCGGAGACUUCCAAGCAGUGCGAAAUGAGGGAGACAUGAAGUGCAUGGCAGUACCUGCCAAGUACAGGACGAUGCAGACCUUUUACAAAUACUAUUCUGGAGAGAAGAAGGCUCCGGUCCUGACCAUCUUCAUCGGAGGGAACCAUGAGGCUUCCAACCACCUGCAGGAGCUGCCAUAUGGCGGCUGGGUGGCGCCCAACAUCUAUUACCUGGGUUAUGCUGGUGUUGUCCGCUACAAAGGGAUCAGAAUUGGCGGCUUGUCUGGAAUCUUCAAGUCCCGCGACUACAGAAGGGGUCACCAUGAAUUCCCUCCAUACAAUCCUGAUACACUUCGAAGUGUUUACCACAUCCGAAAUAUUGAGGUUUUCAAAUUGAAACAGAUCCAGAUGCCUAUCGACAUUUUUAUGAGCCACGACUGGCCUCGUGGAAUCUACCACUAUGGCAGUACGGGCGAGUUGUUGCGAAAGAAGAAGUUUCUGCGUCAGGAGGUGGAGUCCAACACUCUGGGCAGUCCUGCUGCAGAGGAGCUCCUAGCUUACCUCCAGCCCAGCUACUGGUUCUCUGCUCAUCUGCAUGUCAAAUUUGCUGCUGUUAUGCAGCAUCCGCCCAAAGGUAACGCUGCCCCACGUCUGACCAAAUUCCUGUCGCUGGAUAAAUGUCUGCCCUACAGGGAAUUCUUACAGAUUGUGGAUGUGCCAGACAGACCGGGUUCAUCUGAGGGUCUUGAGUAUGAUCCAGAGUGGCUUGCUAUUCUGAAGGCCACCAACAGUCUGCAGAGGACCACUCCUAACCCCUGGAACCCCCCAGAGAAUAAUGGCCUGCAUGAACGGUGGGACUUCAGACCCUCAGAGGUGGCCAUGAUGCAGGUAGUGGAGGAUCUCAACGGUGACCUCGCCAUUCCAGACAACUUCAGCCAGACUGUGACACCGUAUGACCCCAACAGGCCUCAGCCCCACGCCGCUCCCAGCUGCAGCACCAACCCUCAGACCACUGAGCUCUGUGCCACGUUAGGUCUCACAGACCUCUACGCCUACGCCGGGCAGGGAGGCGGUGAUCUGGGGAGAAUUCAGGGCAGUACUGGAGGAGAGGAGGAUGAUGAAGAUGGAAAUAGUGUGGGAAGUGCAGAUGAGCCCAGCGAGUACCCGACCGACACCUCAGGAUUGUCCAAUUCAUUUAACCCUGAUGAGAUCACAAUAGAGGAUGAGUGGGAGGAAGAGGAGGGAAACGAGGAGGCUGAGGACAGGUCUAACUCAGAGGCAGCAGUAAAGGGAGCUCAGCUCUCUGAUGUACCUGUAGGUGAAGUCCACACCCCCAGCCGCAUGGUUCUGCCUCCGCCCAAAUCUGACGCCUCCCCCAAUCUACUGUCCAAACUGAUGAACCUGCCGCCUCCCUCUCACUCUACGCCAGCAACAGUCCGCACUAACUCUGGAGCAGAAAGGGAAGAACACUGUGAGGAUGAUGUUGAAGAUGCUUCAGCUGUACGUGUCCCAAAACGUACCAGUGACGAGGCCGAGGCUCCUGGCAGCAGAGGCCCGACUCCGAGAAUCAAACGCAGGAACCAGGUCAUCUAUACGGCAGUGGAGGAUGACGAGAGUGAGGGUUAGAGGUCAGGGUGAGAUCAGGCCAAAGGUGAGGACUCACUACAUACCAUCUGUCACAGAGUGAACACUUCAUUAGUUUCACUGAGUUGUAAAACUUAGUAUUCGUUUAAAUAUUUUCUGUCUGCUGCUGACAUGACAGAGCAGGGGUGCAGCAGACAGCAGACGACUAGAGAGGGUUAGUUUCUGGAUUCAGUUUCUACAGAAAGGUUAUAGAUUAUAACCACAAAAAUGUUGUCUCUUUGUUUUAAUAUUAUUUUUAUAUAUUUUAAUUGAACCAAGGGGAUUUUAGGAAACAGAUUUUUGGGUUUUGUGUUAAUUUUUUGGACAUAAUUUCAAGACAACGGCAACGUGAGGAGACUUGUUUUUAAAUGAAUUAAUCACAUCAUACACAGUUGUGCAGCCAGUUGGCAAAAGGAACAAAUGAAUUGUGGCUGUUAAUGUAUUUUCAGGGUUUCUACACAUUUUCCAUUUCAAAGUUCCAGACUUUUCUAAACUCAAAUUUCCAGACUUAUGUAGAUUUUUCAGACACAUGUUUAUUAUGUAAAUAAAUCCAACUGUUAACAUGUCA
This is a messenger RNA of Epinephelus fuscoguttatus (brown-marbled grouper), 2555 nucleotides long. RefSeq names its product debranching RNA lariats 1 (gene dbr1). The record is from RefSeq and is a predicted model, not a curated record. Gene Ontology annotation, molecular function: RNA lariat debranching enzyme activity. Gene Ontology annotation, cellular component: nucleus. Gene Ontology annotation, biological process: mRNA splicing, via spliceosome. Bases 278 to 1990 code for a protein of 570 amino acids. The transcript is spliced from 9 exons. Lineage: Eukaryota; Metazoa; Chordata; Actinopteri; Perciformes; Serranidae.